UCCUUCGGUCGCUUUGGCGACGGGACUCCAUUUCCCGGAGGCCUUUGCGGGCCGCCUGCGAAAGCUCACGCGCUGUUGGCUUCUCCUGCGAGGCGACGCGGCUGAGGUAAAAGAGGUGGGGGAAGGAGAGCCGGGCAGGAGACGCGGGGUUCGUCCGGGCCUGGGCCCCACCAACCAGGUAGCCGCUCCACAGCCAUGGCUAUCCUGUUUGCAGUGGUAGCCAGGGGCUCCACAAUUCUGGCGAAACAUGCAUGGUGUGGAGGGAACUUCCUGGAAGUGACAGAGCAAAUCCUAGCCAAGAUACCAUCUGAGAACAACAAGCUUACUUAUUCACAUGGAAAUUACCUGUUCCACUACAUCUGCCAGGACCGGAUUAUAUACCUGUGCAUCACUGAUGAUGACUUUGAACGUUCCAGAGCUUUCACGUUCCUGAAUGAAAUCAAGAAGCGAUUCCAAACCACCUACGGUUCUCGUGCACAAACAGCCCUACCGUAUGCUAUGAAUAGCGAGUUUUCCAGUGUCCUUGCUGCGCAGCUGAAAUACCAUUCAGAGAAUAAAGGGCCUGACCAGGUGGCAGAGACGCAGGCCCAGGUGGAUGAACUCAAAGGGAUCAUGGUCCGUAACAUAGACCUUGUGGCCCAAAGAGGAGAGAAGCUGGAGUUGCUGAUAGACAAAACUGAAAAUCUUGUGGAUUCGUCUGUCACUUUCAAAACAACCAGCAGGAACCUAGCUAGAGCGAUGUGCAUGAAGAACCUCAAGCUCACCAUUAUAAUUGCCAUAGUAUCAAUUGUCAUAAUUUACAUCAUUGUGUCAGCGGCUUGUGGGGGGCUUUCGUGGCCAAGUUGUGUACAUAAGUAGCUGUCAGAACCGGUCAACCGCACACCUGCAAGAAGAACCCUCAUAAAACAAACUCUGACUUCCUUACUCUUCAUCCUUCCAGGACACUUCAGUGUUUUUGCCUUAUCACCCCAAAAUAUAUUGGGUGGCAUCCCGAACUACAACCUCCAGGCAGCCGAGUUACUUUUAAAAAACUUACUUGAAGGUAGUUUUGUCUUUUAACUGUCGAGCUGUCCAAGAAAGGAAGGCGUUGAUAGUGGGAGGGUCUAAACAUAUUUCUGUAUUAUCAUGCUUUGCACUUUACUGUCCUGAUGCCCUGCUGGAGAGGGUGGGGAGAGCUGGCAGUACAUCCUUCAGCCCUUGCAUAUGGACUGCUGAACGCCCUUGGGUUCCUGUUUGUGUGUCCUGGCCCAGGUACACAUGACCAGCUCUUCCCAUAAUUUCUUUUCCAGCAGUGCCUUUCCUAAACUCAUGUCCUUGGUAAGAUCCUCCUGUGGUUCUUCUCUUGUAGAGCAUCUUGGUGAGCUCUGCUUUGUGACUUGGGUGACUGGCAAUUAUGUAAUGUUUUGAUGUUCUCCUAAUGUUUCUGCUCAUUGUAGUUUGUUUUGAGAGUCUUUUCCUCUUGCCUGGUCUGGAAUGGUUUUCACCCUGUAAUAGCUGUGGUGCUCUGCCAACACCGGCAGAGGGAGCAAGGGAGACCUAACCAGCUGCUCUAGCAGCACACCCUUGCAUUAAGCCGGAGCCAUGGCACAGCACAGAAGACUGGCAGUUGUCGCGAUGAUUCUGAAUAUGGUGCAAUUAUGGUUCCUAACCUGCAAGGCAUAACAUUAGACAUAAGGGUGGAUAAAACACUGGGGGAAUCUUAAGCUGGUGAUUUUGGGAGGUGGGGGGGAGUAUUUAAGGCUCACUUAAAAUGUGAAAUACACAGGAAGCUGUCCCUAAAAUAGUUAGGUUCUACGAUUCAUUGCAUGCACACCUCCAGAAUGAUUCUGAAAUACAGGUUGACACGAGACAGUGCCUUCCAAAAAAAAUUGUGCAUGCUGCAGUAACUGCAAGUGCUUUUUGGCAGCACUUGUCUGGAGACUUGCAUUUUAUUUAAAGGGGUUGUUGCCUCAGGUGACAGUGUACAAGAAGAGAAGGAAUUUUCCAUGUAACUUUCAGGGAUGCCCCUGUGAGGAUUGCAAUGUGAGCUGGCGUCUUAAGUCUAUGAUCUUUUUGUUUUGGAAGAAGAGGUUAAGGCUUUGUCUUGGACUGCGAGUGAGCAAAUUUUAUGGGAAAUGUGCUAGCCACACUGCGGCUGUCAGUACUGAUAGGAAGGCACUUGAUCUCCCCCAUGCUGCUCUUUUACUGUGUAGUUCUUUUGCCACUAAUUCCUGCAGCCCCAGCAGGUUAUUUGCAACAUAUAGACCAAGGCGGGUCCUUUUGCACACCCUCCACGACGCAGCAGAGUUUGGAACCUCCUGAGGUGCAGUGGCUGCCAAGGUCUGAUUCAGGCUGUUGCUCAAAAGGGCUCUUCUCUCAUGUUUUCUCCCCUCUGAUCAAACAUCUUCCCAGGCACAAGUCAAUGUUUAAUUGUGCAUGUUUUAGGACCUCUUAGUAAAUGUUGGGUUUUCUAUUGUUUUGAUUGCCCUUAUGUAAACAUAAAAGAAAUUGCUUCCUGUUUUAAAAAUGCACUGAUGCAUAACUGUAAAAUAAAAUUAAUCUGUUUGAAUAAA
Messenger RNA from Pogona vitticeps (central bearded dragon), 2552 nucleotides. Lineage: Eukaryota; Metazoa; Chordata; Lepidosauria; Squamata; Agamidae. The record is from RefSeq and is a predicted model, not a curated record.